CAAUCCCAAUUCCAAGCUGCUUCACUUUUUCAUCGCUCCCUCUCUCUCUGAUAGUAUAAGCACAAAAUCUCAGUGCUGCGUAGGCGACGUUCAUAAUGUCAGCGGCAAAAGCGAGCGCGAAGCGAGUUUCCGAGUCGGAGAAUUUGAAGGAUCGGCGAAAGAAAGUCGUUGUUGAAGAUGAUUUUGAUGCUGCAAUUUCUGAUGAUAUUAAAGGUAUUAUGAGCGCUCUUCAGCAGAUCAAGGCGAAGGCGCAGAAAGAUGAUCAGAAGAAGAACGAAGAGACAAUUUCUAGUGUGUCUGCAGAGAUCAAAGCUAGUUUGGAUGAGUUGAAAUCAAAACUUGAGAAAGACAGGCAAAGCUUUGCUAAGGGUCUCAUGAAGAGCUCAAAAGAGUGUGAAAAUUUACUGAAGAGUAAAGCUGCCAAGUUCCAAGAAGUUUAUGAAACACUCUGCAAGGAAAAAUCUUCAUAUGUGCAAGAUUUGAAAGAAGUAAUUUCCAAAUAUGAAGAGGACAAGGAGAAGUUGUUUCUGCGAUACGAGCAAAUGAGGAAGAAAGAGAAGAAUAUGAUAUCUGAAGUGGAGAAAGCAAAUGCAGCAAGAAUAGCUCAACUGGAGGAAUCCCUCAAGAAGAAGAAACAGGAUGAUAAGACCUUCAGCAUUUUGAGAAAGACACUGGGCUCAUUUCUUGGAAAUGCUUCAGAUGAGGACUUCCCUCCCGAUGACUGAGUAAUAUUACUUCCAUGGGUAACCUUUUUAUGUAUGGCAACUGUGAAUCUUCUGAAAACUCAUCUCUCAUGAACGACUACCUCUGAGUUUAUUAUCUUCUUCUGCUCGAUUUGUGCAA
Messenger RNA from Salvia hispanica, 843 nucleotides. RefSeq names its product DNA ligase-like protein. The record is from RefSeq and is a predicted model, not a curated record. Lineage: Eukaryota; Viridiplantae; Streptophyta; Magnoliopsida; Lamiales; Lamiaceae.